AACAACAAAAAAGCAAUUACUAAAACGUCAAAAAAAAGAUUGCAAAGAACAUACAAAACACACAAAUUUCCAAUAAAAUUGCUAGAAAACUAUAAUAAAUUUCUAAAUUUAACAGAACAGUUCAUUAAAAUCGUAUUGAAAAUAUUCCGAGUAUAUUUAAAAACGACUAAGUAAUCAGCUAUAUUACAAAAAUAAAAGAAAAUUCCAGACAACACAACAACAAAGGGGCAGAAUCCAAUAAGCAGCUGGUUUCUGUACAUUCAUUAAGAAUUAUAAAAAAAGUUCAAGCAGAAACUACAAAAGUUUAACGCAAUAAAUAUAGCGUAUCGUUUAAAAUGUCGGUAACAGAUUUCAUUAAGGGUUUACCCUGCCAUAAUGCAGACAAUUUCUCACAAUUCAAUACGGAACAAGCCAUGCGAACAUCACAAAAAAGACCAUCCGUUUACCUACCCACUGAAGACUAUCCCUCGGAACAACAUAUAGUAUUGGAUAAACGUUCGGUACUGCUGCGCUAUUUGACACAACAGUGGGAUAAGAAGAUAUUACCCAAGAAACGUGAUCAUGGCACUGAAGGUUCCAGUUCGGCUAAUGGUGCUGGCAACAGUUGUAAAAAGCGCCCACGUUUGGAGGCCGAAUAGAUGAUAACAAAUUCUUAGUUUUUCUUUUUAAAAAAAGAGCUUAAAGUCUAACAAAUUGAAGUGGCAAUAGUCUUUAAAACUCCUUCCAAUAGCUCCUCCUAACUAACAUACAACUCAAUUUUGUAAACCAUCUUGUGUUAAUUUUUUUUUUCUGUGAAACAAUCUAUUUUGUUUACGAUUUUCUUUUUUUUAUUCCACCUGAAUUAUUAUUAAUUUAAUACGUACAACAGGAUUUAAAUAAGAUUUCGAAUUACUUUAAUAUUUAUAAUUUUUUUUAAAUAAAAUAAAAAAACUAAAAA
Molecule: messenger RNA, 937 nt
Organism: Calliphora vicina (urban bluebottle blowfly)
Lineage: Eukaryota; Metazoa; Arthropoda; Insecta; Diptera; Calliphoridae
Product: DET1- and DDB1-associated protein 1
Exons: 1
Coding region: 336-638 (100 amino acids)
Biological process (GO): positive regulation of proteasomal ubiquitin-dependent protein catabolic process
Cellular component (GO): Cul4-RING E3 ubiquitin ligase complex
Source: RefSeq, a predicted model, not a curated record